AUGGCUUGUCGACCACACGGCCUAUCGCGCACCCUGCCGAAGAACUUCACCUUUUCUUCGUCGGGCGAGCCUCGCACACCGGAGCGCGUCUCACAUCACCUGGAUGUGCCGCCGCCUCCCCCUCGUCAUUCCAGUUGCCGCUUACGUAGGUCCCGCGUCCGCUCGGGGACCGAUGUCUUUGCGCAGGCCGAAUAUGACCUCAGCACGUUCAACCCCAACCCAUCCGAUGUCCCUAUCCCCUCGAUUGAAGUCCCUUCUUACGACGCUUUUGCGGGCCCCUCGUGUCCAGCAGUACCCUCCCGUGAUGACCGUUUUUUAGCGCCGCCCCGGGAUCGCCUGGCCAUGAAAACACCUCCGGCUCAGAUUCGCCCCGACCCGAUCGAGGAUAACAAUACCGCAUCGUGGUCUCUGGAGGACCCGCAGGCUCUGGGAGAGAGUAUUCAACGUCCUAGUUCCGUCUGCUCACAAGCAUCGGACUCGUCCGUCUCCUCGAUAGAAACGUUUAGCUCCCGGCGCUCGGCGGGUGGAAGCUGUACCAGCAUGGAGAGCGACUCAUACGACCCAUUCUUCCACCUGGAGCUUCCACCAAAACCUGCGCCUGAGACGCCCUCUCUGUGUCGAACGCGCAAUAAGAACAAGGCACGGAUGCUGCACGCCAAGGAACGUUGGACCCUGGACAUGGACAACCAUCUAUGGAAUACUUACCAGCUCUACAUCCAAGACCCUACCAUCACCCCUUUCAAAAUGACUCCGGGCAGCAUUCCGCCACUUGGAGUCACUCACCGUGUUGCCCGAGAGGCCAAGCGGACGUGGGAGAGAAGGCGCUUUAGACUCGACCGACAGUUUCCCUUCGCGCUCUCCUACCAACGUCCAUCUAGCAACUCGACUCCCACUCCCAAGGUUGAUGCGGUGAAGCCUACCUGGCCUAAAUCAGAAGCCUCGACGCGGCGCAGGCUAAAACUACUGUGUAGAAAGAAGUUUUCGAUUGCUCCUCACUACCAGAGAAUGAUGCAAUCUCGGAGCCCGACGCCGUUCCUGGACUUGCUGUCCCAGCCGUCUGCAGAACCUUCCAGGGCUGUGGGCCCUACCAAUAGCUGCACGGCCUAUGCGACGCGCGAUCUGGGUGUGUCUCUCGUUUCCAGCUCCGUACCUGGGCCUCUGGCUCAGCUGGCAGCGGAAGACUCUUCGCCUCCGAUGAGCAACGAAUGGUUCAACAAUCCCAUACUCAGUGCGCCUCGCCAACUCAUCCCAGAGCCACCUACAAUACACCCUGGUACUGCCCCUAGACUAGAGCCCGUGCCACGACUAGGAUCGCCAUUUACGUAUAACACCUGGGGUCCCAAUGCCUCGAGAAAGCGACCUCAGCGUCAUACCCCUAGGGCUCGGCGAGAAACAAUCCAUGUGACGGGCUCCCGGCUACGUUCUCCGCCCCGUAUGGAGCCAUUUCCGAACGUCGACCAUCAUCAACACCUGGCUCCUUAUGUGGCCACUACCAGCGAAUCGCCAGCGGAACAAGAUACGCGGGUGCAGCUAGAAGACCUUGUCCGUCAAGGAAAGCUCAAUGAUUUAGGUCAGCACCGCAUACGCAUUCGCAACCGUGGAGCCACGAUAAGUUCAGUGAACCACAAAGGCCUCGACCAGUUGUUCUCCCCACCGUCGUCGUCCUCUCGAAACGACGAAGAUACCAUGGUCGGAAAGCCCAUCGUCAAUCCUAUGUUGAAUCUCAGUGGCGACAGUAUCAAGCGUUUGGGCUCCCCCUUCAAGGUAGAAACCCCCAAACGAGCCCAGCCGUCGCCUAGGCGCAUUCGCCACGCGCCGUCGCUCUCGGAUCCCUUCGCAAGCGGUCUUAUACCAACAUUCCAGCCGACGAGUCCCAACAGUCAAUCGAAGAACGAAGAAAUGGCUAGUCGGCUCCCGUACGAUCCGACGGAGCAAGGCAUCUCCGAUGCAGAGCGCAUUCGAAGGCAAAUCCUGAACAUGCCGUACUCGAGGCAAUAG
Aspergillus niger is the source of this 1998-nucleotide messenger RNA. RefSeq lists its product as hypothetical. NCBI's taxonomy places the organism in Eukaryota, Fungi, Ascomycota, Eurotiomycetes, Eurotiales, Aspergillaceae. The record is from RefSeq and is a predicted model, not a curated record. The transcript has a single exon. The coding region runs from base 1 to 1998 and encodes 665 amino acids.